Molecule: messenger RNA, 8102 nt
Organism: Stereum hirsutum FP-91666 SS1
Lineage: Eukaryota; Fungi; Basidiomycota; Agaricomycetes; Russulales; Stereaceae
Exons: 12
Coding region: 1-7935 (2644 amino acids)
Molecular function (GO): Hsp70 protein binding
Source: RefSeq, a predicted model, not a curated record
AUGAGCAACAGUUUUGCCCAAGUGAGCAGUCCUACGGACGUUCUCAAAGCUAUAUUGCGAAGCUAUCCGCUGGGAGUCGGCUUGUUUCGCGAGCUUCUACAAAAUUCGGACGAUGCAAAAGCGUCUAAACAAGCCUUUAUACUAGACUAUAGAACGCAUGCAUCGUCCAACGGCCUCGAGUUUGCGAAUGGACCGUCACUUUUGGCGUACAACAACGCGAAGGUCACGGAUGACGAUUGGUCGGCCCUCCAGACGAUCAAUAGCUCCUCAAAGAAGAAGGAUACGAGCAAAAUCGGGAAGUAUGGUAUCGGGUUUAGAUCUUGUUUCCACAUCACCGACUCUCCUGAGAUACUCUCAGGCACGGAUAUCGCUAUGUUCGAUCCGCUCAACAAAUUCACCGAGACUGGAGGACGUCGCCACACCCUCGCCACGUCUCACGAUCUUCUAGCAGACCAUCUGUCCGCAUUCUCGCCCAUUUUCGAAUGGCGUCUCAAUGAAAGUUUUGAUGGGACAGUGAUUCGAUUACCCCUUCGGCCAGAUGAACAGAGCGAGAUCCAGCCCAAGGCUUUCCACCCACACGAUGUCAAACAGCUAUUCCUGGACUUCAUUCAUCAAGAACUCGACAUAUCAUUGCUAUUCCUCUCGAACUUAUCAUUCAUCGACAUAUCGGAGAUCGACAGCAACGGUACUAUCACCGUGUUGGCCAAACUCAGCAUCACACGCUCAAACCCCGUGACGUCUGGGUGUUACACUUCGUCGACGGCUACGGUCGUGGUGGAGGACUCAGCUGGAAGAAUCAUCAGUCAACAGACGUGGCUCAAGGUCCACGCUACUGGUCUUCUUGACGAUUAUGCGGCCGCACUUUCGACAUCCAUGGGAUACGACGUGCAUGAAGACCUUGUGCGAGAGAAGCUGUCUCCCCAUGUUGCCUUGGCUAUUCCUCUUGAUCGACAAGUGUCCGCGCCCACUACGACUGGGCGACUGUUCACCUUUCUGCCCCUUCCUCUAAUCACCAGAUUUCCAUGCCAUAUUCAUGGUCUCUUCGCGUUGACCAUCGAUCGCCAACACCUACGGAAUAGAGACGAACAUGUCGCAGAACGCUCCCUUGACAGACUUCUCGUCCACUGGAACAAAAUUCUGUUUGAGAGAGCCAUUCCUGAGGCAUGGGUCGAACUAUUGCGGAAGAUUGUCCAAGAACGCCGUGGGCAAGACGUCUUUUCUUUUUGGCCUUGUAUGUAUCUAGAUACCCAAGGCGACUCCUGCUAUUGGAGCAAUAUGGCGACACUCGUUAUGCAUCGUAUCUUCGACUCGGAGGUCGCAAUCUGGCCAGUCGUCCAGUCUGAGGGCAGCUCUCCGAGGUACAUGGCGCUUGGCCCCUCCACCCUCGUAUGUAGCGCUUCCGACGAGGGUCCCCAUAUCUCCGCUCUGGCUCACGUCGGAGUCAACAUCAUUCGCAUACCUCCGGAGGUUUACACUAUCGUCAUGAAUUCCAGCAUUCCUGUUGUGGUGAUGAACCCAGAGUCAGUCCGACGUGUUUUAUUGGUCUGUACAUUCCGUUCUGCGCAGUUCUUCAACCGGCUCACAAUAUUUGCUCAGGGAGAUCCCCGUGCUCUUUCGGACGCACCACACGACUACAAGAUGUCCAUCUUGCUCUAUCUAACGGAGCCCAAUGUUCUCGAUUAUAUCCUUGAUUUACCCUUACUUCCCACCAUCGUCGGAAACUACGUCUCGUUGAAAUACGCGGAUGUUGGCUCCCACCGUCUGCUUACAGCUUUCGAAGCAUCCCUAUUCGGAACGCACGCGCCAGGUGCAAUUCCCGUCGACCGUCUUCCGGGUUCUCUAUCUUCAAUAGCUCCUCGCCUCAUGUCCGAGGGCUUUAAUGUUCGACCUCUACACAGCCGGGACGUCACCGAAUACAUUGGAAUGGCGUUCUCCUCGCACGGACUCGCCCUUGACGAUCAUACAUCGCACUAUCCCCCAAUCACAUUGGCUGCCUGGCUCACUGAGCUUUGGAUGUGGGCCGCAGCCCAAACCACACAUGUCCCAGGCGAUUUGCUUUCCUCGAUGGCCAAAUCGCGAGUUCUUCCCAGCGCAUCCGGCCAAUUAUGCCGCGCGAUUGAUGGUGUCUUUCUCGCAGCAGAUCCCUUCAGCGACCUCGCCUCGCAAGCAGUGCUCGAGAGGCUGGGAUUUCACUUCCUUCCGUCUACAAUCUCACCCGCCGUUGCGGGGUACCUUCGUCAUGCAAAUCACGUUCGACCGAUAUCUGCUGCUAACGUACUGGAGAAGCUCGAGUACGACAUUGUCGCCAACCUCGACCACCAAAGUAUUGAUCAACUUCAGUCCUUUCUCUCGAAAAUCCCUCCGCCAUUACAAGAGCAUCGUCAGCUCCUACGCGCACUACCGGUAUUCCCUUUACUGCCGCCUGGUCAGACAGUGGCAACGAUGCAUAUAGGGAGUGUCCCUCAAGUCGCUGCCCCAAAACUUGUGGCUCACAACUUUUCUUUACCUCUGCCCAUUGUCCCUGACAUUUGUUACAUUUCCGAUUCUGCCGUCGGACGAGCCUUGGCCCAUGCCAUUGACCCCGAGAUCGUCACCCUAAGCGACCUAGACAUCCUUCAAAUGGCUCUCAAUCAAUUCGUCGCACAACCGGCGACUGUCCAGCUCUCGUUCGUCGUGUGGAUAGCAGAAAAUCCGGAUUCUACUCCGAGGAAGCUCAUUGACACUCUUGGGCAGAUUCCUUUUGUCAUGUCCAGAAACGACGCCUUUAUGAGGCCCACCGAGAUUGUUGACCCAUCUUCGGACCUUGCUCGAGAUCUCAUGGAACCCAACGACCCACACCUGCCUCGUCUAGACAGCGCAGCGGACCUGAAGAUGUUAUCCAGUCUCAAAAUGUUGAACCUCGUAGUCGUGUCUCUCACUCCCGCUAUCGCCGGUAAAUUGAUCAGGCGAAUUUCUGAUGUUUCCACCGACCUCGCAUCCCGACGUACCUUGUCAAAGAAACUCCUGAAGCUCAUGGAUCAACACAGAUUUGACGCAUCAAGCGUGAACCUGGAUCGUAACCUUCGAUGGCUCCCGAUAGAGGGAGGCGAAUUGUGUUCGCCCACAGAAUGCCGAGACAGCAUCGAGGACGAUGACCAUCCGACCAGGAGUCGUGCGCUUUUCGAUAUGGUGCUCAAGGUCGCCAGAAUCUCCAUCACAUCUCCCUCUUUUCGCAGGACACUCGGCUGGGAGUCCGCUCUGCCUUUGUCCAUCAUCAAAGGCCAAUUUCUGGCGUGUGCUGCUGCAUGCGAGUCAAUCCCUGCUCCCACUCUCGAACGAUGUUUCUCCGCUUUGAUCCGGGAGUUCGGCCGACGCUUCAGAAAGUUGACGGCCGGCGACCUCGAUGAGCUUCGUGUAGCUACUGUCAAUCACCGAUGGAUUCCAAUAAAGUCUGUUCUAUGCGAAGCACGAUACACGGUGUUCUCGCUCGACAGCAGACUCCCACCGUUCAAAGUCUUUCAUCCGUCGAAUAUAGGAGAGUAUGAGUUCUUACGUGCUAUGGGAUGCACUGAAAGUCCUUCACCGUCAGCAGUUCAAGAUGCUUUAUUAUCCAUGCCGAACCAUGUAGGAAAUCACUCUCUCCUGAGCCAGGCUUUGAGCUUGCUCUCUUACCUCGCUCCCCAAGUUGACUCGCUGAGCAAAGAAGAGCGCGCUGCCGUCUUGAUCGUAGGGGACGACGAUGGUCUUCACUUGAUCGACAAGGUUUUUUACAAUGACCUUGGCUCCCGUGCUGCACUGGUGGCUUUGCCAAAUGAAGUCCGACUCGCUCACCGUUGCAUAACCGAAGAGUACGCCCGAGCAUUCAGCCUCGCCCCAUUGUCUUCCCUCCACAUCACGGAUGAGGCCGAAGAUGACGACGAUAUGGGUGAAGCACUCACCGCCCGCAUCGGUGGUGCUCUACGUCAAUACAGACCUAAGCAGAUGUUCACGGAGUUUCUCGCCAACGCUGUCGACGCAGGGUCUAGAACCAUGAGUAUUCUCCUUGACCAAACGACCUUUCCGACCGAAUCCAUUCUGUCACGGUCUAUGGCUCAAUUUCAAACGUCGCCUGCCCUCGUGUUCCACAACGACGCUGUUUUCACCGACGCUGACUUCCAAGGAAUCAAGAGGGUCGGGACGGGUAGUAAGCGGUCGCGUCCAGGAAAGAUUGGGCGGUUCGGCCUAGGUGCCCUCUCCGCGUACCAUGUCACUGAGGUUGUCAUCAUCGUCUCAGGGGACUCCGUGCUAUUCUUGGACCCGUCAAAGAAGUACGUGGCUCCUACCGAGCGUCGCGCUGCUCGGCUCAUCAAGAUCAAAGCGAUGCGUCGACUUUUUCCCGAUCAACUCGCGCCUUUUGAGGGGCUCUUUGGUUUUUCUGUCUCAGAAACCGACUACUACAAUGGAACCAUGUUCAGGCUACCGUUCCGUAACCACUUGCAGGCCAAAAAUAGUCAGCUGUCGACGGCCACCUUCGAUGCCUCCGACGUGCUUACGAUGAUCACGUCCUAUCAGGUUAGCGCCAAACAGUCGACCACAUUUGUGGCCAUCGAUGAGUUGUCUUGCCACCACCGAAGGACCAAGAAUGUUACUUCGCUGUUGUGGUCAUUGGGUGUGUCUCGUAAAUCGAUGCCGGACGAGUUUUCCACCAAUGUCGCCCAUCAGAUGUUGACCAUCGACACGAGGUGCUUUUCUUCCUAUCCAACCGGUCGCUGCGCCCGCGCUUCGGAGAUGAUUCAUGUGGCCAUCGAAUCCUUUUCCAAGGCGGACACCCCACCUGCGUUUCAUCCACUCUUCGACAAACAUAUUCUACCACAGACCUUAUCUGUCGGUCUCGGCUUCCAUCUUUCAGAUGCUUCGGAGUUACUGCCAUCGAGGCUCUUUUCAUUCAUGCCAUUGCCCAUUGAGAUAUCACUUCCUACACACCUCCAUGCGUCCUUCAUCAUGGCCGACGACCGCCGCACGAUUCGAUUCGAUGAUGGGUGUGAUCCAGCUUCGGAGUCAGCCUAUAAUAGGUGGCUUCUCUCUAGUCGCAUUCCCCAACUAUACCUUUCCCUUCUCCAUCAUUGGCCAACUUCCGAACCGCAUCAUCUAUGGCCUUCGACAACAGGCAAAGACCCAUAUUCUCGACUCGUCGCACAGUCCUUGUAUGUGCUGACUGGAAAUGAGUCCCAGAGACGAGUUUGCGAGACCAUCUCCGGUCACAGAGUUGCUCCUACUUCUGCUACCCUGCUUGUGGCAUCGCCUGCACCGGAUUCCGAUUUGGCUGGAAUCCUGGAACUUCUGUCGCCAGAGGACCUUGUCACGCGGCCUGUACACUUGUUACACACAAGUAUGCGACGCGUCGACCACUCUUAUGUUCGAGACACCGUCUAUGCCCUACGGGAACAUUUCGUAAAGCUUUUCGAUGAGGGGAAGAUACUUCCUAAACACGCCGAGAGUGUCAUACGGUACCUAUUGCAAGAUACUAAGGGACGCGGGCCCGCUUUGUUGCAGGACCUUCCUCUACUGCCAUUGGGAGAUGGAACCCUUUCCACCCUCGGAAAAACGGACCGUUCAUCGUCAACGAUUUGCUGGAACGUCGGAAGCGUGUCCACAGUAGAUCCAAGCCGCGUCUUCUCCCCUACUCGCUUCGUUGCAAGCACAGUCAACUCUUCAUAUCGAACCAUGCUCUUAUCCCUCGAUAUCGGCCUGGUUCUCCUUAAUGACGAGAUAAUUGCGGAGUUAGUCUGCCAACGGAUCGCCGAAGGAGAUGAUCGUAUACUUACGAACGAAGAUUCCGAAUGGAUCAUAUCGCAAUUUUGGCCCACCUUCGACGCUCUUCAUUCAACCAAACCGUUGACCGCGAAGUUUUGCGCUUUACCGCUUGUACCAGUCGCCAGAUGCGAGAAUCGGUUCGUGUCGAUUGCAAAAUGUCGUGGUCCUUUUGUGUUCUUGGCCCCGGAGCCAAAGGACCGAUGGAUCGUAGACAGUUUGGAUCGUAUUGGCGCUCUUCAGGUCGAGAGGGACGCACUACCACCACCCCUUCAACAUAGACUCGAGUUCUUGCAAUUUUCCAUACACACCGUUCUGGACUUCCUUGCACUUCCCGAUACCUCACUGGCCGAUUGUUUCGCCCACAUGUCUACCGAACAAAGUGGUCAGAUGUGUUCGUGGCUCCGUCAGCAGCUCAGUGGACUUCCUUCGAAUAGGCCUGUUCCCCACUCGGCAAGGCCUUUACCUAUCUGGCCCGCUCGCCAUAUAUCGGAUGGACUCCCUCACGACGUUUUAUCCACUGCCGACACCAUUGAAAUGCUACCACUCGGUGUCUCUUUGGACGAUGCUGGCCUGUUCCUUACCGCUGGACAGUAUUCUGCGUUCGACCCCGUUCUCAGAACCACUCUCGGCGUUCAGCCUAUGAAUGUCUCCACAUUUAGGAAUCGUUUAUCCUUGCAAUCGGGCUCUAUCAUUCCCCUCCGCGAUCUAGACGCAUUUGGCCGGCUCCUUACUACAAUCAUUCAAUCCUCUAAAUCUGAUAAUCAGCCUAUCCUCGUGCCCAACGCCUCCGGCGUGUUGACUCCAACCAGCUCGUUAUACGCUCUCAGCGAGCCUCUCUUCAGCGCUGCGUUCGCGACUCGACGGCCGGAGGUAUUCAUUCACACCGCGUUGGUUGAUCGGGAGGCGUCUCUUGCUUCAUUUGGGCUACACACAACCGUCGACUUUGAGGCGUUCAAAGCCUGUGCCACCGCUAUCCACGAUGCCGACGACUCUGACACGUAUCGGGAGCAGAGCGCAUCAGAGGUUUUCGAGUUCUAUCACCAGCGUUUGACAUGGGAUCCUCAUACCAGAUGGGAGCAGGUCGAUUUCCUUCAAUUUAUCCCUCGUGCAGCUGCACGUCGUAGGGACAUGCCUGAAUUUGACGGCUAUUCCAGGAAUCUUCCCAAAAUCGUCUCCCCAUCACAACUCCUGCGACCCGAGUACGAACGAGUCGCAUGGACCCAAAGAGGCCUGUUUAAAUCCGCACCGGACGACCGUCUUUUAUUCGGACACAAGACUUUAGGUAUUCCGACAGUCAAGGAAGUGGUGAAGCAUUUCUGUGUGCUUCGUAAGAUCGCGCAGGAUCAUCCCCACAGCAAGCUUCUCGUUGGAGACAUGCGAGCCACCAUGAGCUACCUUCAAGAGCACGUUGAUGAAGCAAGACAAGACCUUAUACAGCUCAAUCAAGAGGCUCUAUUCCUCAACGUCAAAGACCCGAACCGCGACAUAUGGAAAUGGGCAUCCGCAUCUGUGCUCAUCUUCAACGCACCUGACGGGGAGGGCUUUACAGCAGUUCACUCGUUUCUCAAGCCAUACGAAAAGCUCAUCCUCGCCGCAGGGGGCUCAAAAGUAGAACGCGUUCGACCAGCUCCUCUUCCUCCCUCUGCGCCUGAAGAGAUGUUGGCGGCCAUCCGGACAUCUUUUGAAGCGCUUCGACAAUCCCAUACCUUGACAGAUGUCGCAUUCGUGAGUGAAUCCGGGGAUGAACAUCACGCCCAUCGUGCUUUCUUAGUUGCUGCUGGACCGUACUUCAAAUCGAUGUUUUCUGACUCUGGGACAAGCGAGUGUCGUAGUGCUGGUUCUGAAGAUCCAGUUCGAGUCGUUAUGCCUCAGUCCUUUGGGUCGAACUCAAUUCGAUACACGCUAGACUUCGUAUACACGGGAAAGCUGUCAAAAAUCGAGUACGAUGACGUGCAGGAUCUAUUGGAGGUAUUGGAUCUAUCUAACGCCUGGGACCUCGACCUGCUGAAGGACGCCGCGCAACAUGAUUUGGUGGAGCACAUCACGCAGGCGACGUAUCGAGAAAUUAAGGAAUAUGCAGAGCAUGCAGAGGCGAGGACGUUACUGGAGAAGUGUGUUGAGUUUGAGCGGACGAAUGCGGCACUGCUGAGGCGAGGAGUUUAGAGUCAGUACAAGGUUUGAUCUGCACUUUCUUCCGUGAGCUGUCGACGUAUGUUGAAGAUUCUCACGAGAGUUUUGAAGGGGUCGUAUCACCUAUCGUUUCCCGUUCCAUCUUACAGAAUCACGUUCUUUGUAUAUUCGACUUGGGUACUAGGCAACUAGAGAAUCUC